Molecule: messenger RNA, 1110 nt
Organism: Patella vulgata (common limpet)
Lineage: Eukaryota; Metazoa; Mollusca; Gastropoda; Patellidae
Exons: 4
Coding region: 170-973 (267 amino acids)
Source: RefSeq, a predicted model, not a curated record
GUGAAAUCUUGUUGAAACGUUGCAGUACAAUAAACCUAGUGAUUGUAUCCACAAUAAAUGUUCUAGUAUUAUAAAUAUUAACUAAUACAGUACAAGAUCCCGAGUACGAGGUUAAUCAAGAAUAGUGGUUACUUAUUUUAUACACAAACAUCUGACCAACUACGGCAUUAUGUUCCCAGAUAGUAAACUGUUACACAAAACACGUGCUUUUCUACUGGGAUCUGGACUACUCAUAUGUUUACCAUUUCUUCACAUAGGUUUUGUUCAUAAAAUGAUUUGGGUACCAUAUAAGACACCUGUUAAUAGAGAUAGCUGCACAUGUUCCUGUUUUGAUACGGUGAUGAGAGGAAGCUAUGAAAAACCAGGAAACUCAAGUUACAAACAUUUAUAUUUCAAUGCUACAAAGGAGACGUUCAAAAUAUGGAUCCUCACAGUGCUCUUCGUGUUAAUGACGUACGAAAGUAUAAAAUACUUAUAUAAACUAUUUAGAAAGGGAGAUGUAAGAAUGACGAUGUUUGUAUUAUACCUGGCCAAUAUUUAUCCAAAUUAUUACAGCUGGUGGGAUUUUCUGAAUUAUUAUAACGAAAGUUUUUAUCUAUAUUUUUACAACGAUUUCUAUUUUAUGUUGACGGAAAUCCUCGUCACGGUUCUGGUAUUGAAUCUGUGUGACACAAAGAAUCAAAUAGCUUCGUGGAAAAUUCUAUUAAUUAUUACUAUUAAUAGUAUGCACAUAGUCGUUAGCUGUUCAAAUCAGUUUAUUGAGCAAGUCAUUCUUAAAACUGGGAAGAGUUUCCAGAAUGCCAGGAAUAUUGGUCUGACUAUACCAGAUGUACUACACGUGGUUUUGUGUAUAUAUAUACUUUAUAACUACGCUAAACUGAAUAGAGUUAGCUUUAAGACGAUGUUUACUGGAAGAGAACUUAUUUUAUGUGGUGUAUAUGUGAUAGGUACAAUAGUUAUGUACUGCCUUUAACAGGCUUUGUAUAUUUUUUUUCAUAAUAAUGGAAAAUAUGGUUUCCACUGAGAUGGAAGAUAUCCAUGACAUAGUAACUUUUCUACAUUUUUAUUCUCAUGCUCAUGUAUUGUGUCUUUAUGUAAAAUAAAUAAACA